Molecule: messenger RNA, 739 nt
Organism: Ruditapes philippinarum (Manila clam)
Lineage: Eukaryota; Metazoa; Mollusca; Bivalvia; Venerida; Veneridae
Product: transmembrane protein 47-like
Exons: 4
Coding region: 149-739 (196 amino acids)
Biological process (GO): cell-cell adhesion
Cellular component (GO): cell-cell junction; membrane
Source: RefSeq, a predicted model, not a curated record
AGUUUACCGAUAAAUUUCCGGUCCGUCCGGAAUGCACUUGUUUCGUGCUCGGGAAUUUGGAUGUUUUUUGCUCACAAUCGUGCAUCACGAUGAUAACUUUAUAUAAACUAACAAUAUCAAAUGAAUAUCUGCAACAAUUCUGGGAAUAAUGGGAGAAAAGAUUAUUGUUAUUACGCCUGCGAAAAUUGUGGCAGAAGUUCUAUGCGUUAUUACAGUAGUAUGGUUACUUGUGGCAGUGGCAGGGGAAGGCUGGGUGGUAGUUCGGUUCCUGUACUUCGAGGAUCAAACUUGGACUUGGGGACUCUGGAAAACGUGCAACAGACUCGAAGAUGUGUUAAUUAUCUGUGUCAAUGAAGACUGGAUUACAGUAUGUCUCGUGUUCAGUAUAAUAGCACUGAUCCUGUCAAUGGCGGCCUCCGUUUGUGGGUUACUGGGCAUGCGCGAUCCCGACAAUAAACCCAACAUAUUCUAUAAAGUUGCCGCCGGGUUUCUCUCUGUCGUAGCUUUACUAGAGUUUAUGGUCGUGGUUAUAUUUCCGGUCAAGUUUGGUCAGGAUAUCCGGUAUGCGGAGGCCGUUAGGAGGUGGGAUUUUGACUGGGCGUAUGGGUUCGCAUGGGGAGGACUUAUUUUUAGUAUAGGUGCAGCAAUUUCAUUUGUCAUGCCUAUGAAAUGCCUUUCUAUAAAAUCUGAUAACAGAAAUGAAGAAUAUUCUAAAGGAUCAAGCGUCCCGGAGCCCUAA